Hyalella azteca is the source of this 10532-nucleotide messenger RNA. RefSeq lists its product as uncharacterized. Bases 286 to 9681 code for a protein of 3131 amino acids. The transcript is spliced from 61 exons. The record is from RefSeq and is a predicted model, not a curated record. Lineage: Eukaryota; Metazoa; Arthropoda; Malacostraca; Amphipoda; Hyalellidae.
CGGUCGGUGUGAGAGGUGCAACGAUUCUUACUCUUAUGCUGUGGGCCAGCCACUGUCAAUGCGACAAGACUCAGCUUAUUCAUGUCAAUAAUUCUUUUGACACUCAUUUCACUGAAUUCUUUUUACUUAAUUUCGAGUGAACAUUGACUUGGCGUUUGCGCUCGGAACCAAUCGUGAAAUUACGGUAGUUCAUAAAUUUUAGCUAUAUCAAUAAACAAAACGGUGACAGGAACCUUUUAGUUAAGAAUAUUCUAUAUAAACUGAUACGUUUCGGAAAGUCUUGGCAUGACGCGCAGCCUCCUGGCGCUGCUGUCCCUGGUGGUUCUACAGUCGGUAGCCGAGCGCCUGCCGCGGGACGGCUGCUCGCAGGGAUGGGAACGAUGUGCUGGCCAAGGUCUGUGCGUGCCGUCAGGUUGUUCAGAUGAAAGUCUGCUGGAUCGCUCAGUCCCGUGCGGUGGAACGAUGGUCUUCUGUCCUACCGCAGCGGCCUGCAUCGCGCCCUGCAACGACGGGGUGGCGAGCUGGGGCAGUCCCAGCAAUGCCCAGCUGCCGGGCCCUUGUGCCCCUGGGCUGGGCUUUUGUGCUAGCACGGGACGCUGCGUGCCGCCCUCAGGGUGCAGGUCCGAGGAGCGCCCCAGAGCGUCCCCCUGUCCGCCGGGCACUCACUUCUGCCCUGCGCAGGGCGGCUGCAUCCUGGGGCAGUGCGGGGCUAGCGGCCAGACACGCGGCGAUGUCACCAGGGCGUCAAGACCUGUCAAGUGCCCGCCUGGCAUGGCGUUCUGCAUGGGUCGCGGCGAGUGUACGGAGCCCGGACGAUGUGAUGAGUCAGCAGCGCUAGCCACCAACAGCGAACGGGGCGAGGCCUGCGCUCCGGGACAAGUGUUCUGUGUCGGUCGUGGCGAGUGUACAGAGCCCGGACGAUGUGAUGAGUCAGCAGUGCUAGCCGACAACAGCCAACAUGAAUCAGCAGUGCUAGCGACCAACAGCGAACGCAGCGAAGCCUGCGCUCCAGGACAGGUGUUCUGCGCGAUGCUGGGCGCCUGCGUGGCCCCUGAUGCCUGCGGUGGGGCGGCGGCGAAUGCUCGCUCACAGUCCCGCUCUGGGGCCAGCUGUGGGCCAGGACAGGUGUUCUGCCUGAGUCGCGGCGAGUGUACGGAGCCCGGACGAUGUGAUGAGUCUGCCGGUCUCGUCUCCAGCAGCGAACGCGGCGAGGCCUGCGCUCCGGGACAAGUGUUCUGCGCUAUGCUGGGCGCCUGCGUGGCCCCUGAUGCCUGCGGUGGGACGGCGGCGAAUGCUCGCUCACAGUUCCGCUUCUCCGGGGCCAGCUGUGGGCCAGGACAGGUGUUCUGCGCGAGUAGCGGCGACUGCGUCGAGGACGGCCAGUGCGGCGGCCAUGACGAGGACGAGCUGCAGGAGGGCGACCACCAAGUCUGCGGCCUGGACGAGGAGUUUUGUGUGUCAUCACAAAGCUGUGAAGAGGUCGGAAGUUGCAACGAUACCAGCAAUAACAGCACGUUUUCCAGCACCACCAGCAACACCACUAGCAACACCACGGCUUGUCCUUCUAACCAACAAUUCUGCCUGUCAAGUCAGCGUUGUGAACCGCAAGGAGGCUGUAGCGCGCCAAGCCAACCCUGCCCACCUAAGAUGACGUACUGCAUGUCCGUGGGCGCGUGUGUGCUGGAGCAGUUUGGCUGCACUGCUAGCUUAUUGCCCAGCAGACCUGGAGGAGCAGGGGGGUCGGUGUUCCCUGGGAUGCCGGCCUUCGCGGGGGGCGAGCUGGACGAAGCUUCGCUCAAGUCCAUGUGUCUCCCUCUCUCAGGCGCCUGCGGCUCCAACCCUCAGUGCCAGAAUCUCUGUGCAGUGACUUCUGGCAACAACUCUACUCCGUCGUGCCCAGCUUUGAACUUCACCACCUGCCUGCUGGAUGACAAUUGUCCAGCUGGUCUCGCCUGCUGCCCUGAUCCCAACACUGGGCACAAACAGUGCGUGGCGGCGGGUGGUGCAGCUUCUUCAUACGACGCGACGUUGCUGUCUGUGUGUGACGCGCUUACGAACGCCACGCACAGCACGGGCGUGGUGUGUGAGCUGCCGUCGGACUGUCCCCCGCUGUCCGUGUGCUGCUCUGGCCAGUGCAAGAGCACCGCCGGCACUCAGCAGUGCCCUGCCUACACGCUGUACUGCAAGCACACGAAGAAAUGCCUGCGCGUGGGCGAGCGCUGUGGCCUCAAGUGCGGCCCCACCGCCGUGUACUGCAUCGCCCGCGACGAGUGCACGCGACCUGACGACUGCGAGUUUGCCGCCUACACAAGUGGAAGCCCGUGGAUGAUGCCGAGUGUGGCUUACGUGGGUGGCGAGGAUGACGCGCAGCUCAGGCCCUCCGAGUCGACCCUCGCCCUCAUCCUUGGCGACGGUCUCACCCAGCAGCAGCUCGAUAUGUCCCUGUCUGUUGUGAACGCCUCCGGCUAUCCUGGCACGUGGCAGACGAAGCAGAACGACGUAUGGACGGACAUGAACCUGAAGGGGAUCUUCAACCUGCCCAUGAAAACUCCUUUCCGCUUCCUACCGGACGAGAAAAAGGAUGACAGGAUAUUCUCCUACGCUCUCCUCAGGCUUAUUGACCAGAGCGGCAUCGGUCGGUCCGUGGUACAGCUCGUGGCCCCAGCCCCAUACCCAAUGUCUACGAAGCUCACCGCUGCCUACGUCGAGGUGUUGGAAGACGAGGUCACGCUCGUCUCCCUGGACGCCUUCGUCGGCGUCAGCAGCCCGCCCCUGGAGUACAUUCAGCCAUGGCUGGACGCCCCGAAACUUCGUUCGACGCUGCAGAACUCUGACUUGCUGGAUUUCACGCACCCUGCUGUGAAGACCUUCCUGACGCAGCUUGACAACGCCACUUACGCCCUCACUCAGCACCCUGCCGCAGCCAGGUUUCCUCCUGCUGCCCUCAGACUCAAGAUCGCGGACAUGAAUAAUGCCAAGCCUCUCGUGCAGCUCGCAUUUUCCACCGACGAUCGCUUAUGGACGAGCAUCCCAAAGUUUUCGCUACUGCAAGUGCCAUUCGGCACAGCGGCUGACUUGUCCAGGGUGAAGCUGAAGCUGAUCCCGUACCCGAACAUGGCGGGCAGGACGACGCUCUCCGUCAGCUCAGGACAGUUCCCUAACGCUUCAACCGUCGCCAUCCUGCCCGACGACAUGCUGCCGGGACCUCGGUCCUAUUAUCUUUACCAGCGAGGCCGCAAUGUCACUAUCGAGGUUCAAGGAACAAAUGACGCCCCGGUUUCUCUUGACGUCGUCAAUUUCCGCUCAGUUCCAAAGCUGUCACAGCAAAAUAUCGAAACUGGUUUCUCGGUUGCGAACCUGAGCUCGCUCUUCUACAAGGACGUAGACGCUGGGGGCGGCUUGGGGAUGGCCGUGUUACACGCCAAACAAGGCCCCCUGGGCCGCUGGCAGUACAGGACGGCGGGUGCCAACAAUUGGAUCGCAAUCGAUAACUUGAACCAGUUGCCAAUCGACAAGCCUGUGCUGACUGGCGGAUACCAAGGCUUCGUGGACAUGAAGCAGACGUUGCUGGGCACGAACUGCAGCCUGGAGCAGAACCCGGCGGCCGUCAUCGCGGACGCGACGUGUCGUCAGAACUUGGAGUCUGCGGCGAGGAUGUCUGCGCAAAUGCGUAGUACCAGCACAGAGCAGCAGCAACUGGAGACCUUGCAGCGCGCGGCGCUCCGGCAGCUACAAGCCACCUACAGCAAUAGAACUGACGGCCGAAUGCAGCUCAGCAGAGGCUAUCCUAUGGUUCCUGGCGUGUUCUUGCCGCCGUCUGCCUUCCUUCGGUUCCUACCAAACGCGUCGCUAGCGCGGCCCUGGGGCAAAGUGGACGCCAUCCUGCACACGUCGCUUAUGUUCACCGCCUGGGACCUGAGCGAUGUACAGAACACUCAGAACGCUGUCGUCAAGAACGUCCAGAUCUUUAACUGUCCUCUGUGCGGAGGAGGUAGCAGCGGGGCGCUAGUCCCCGCCAUGAUUGUGGCUGAGUGGGAAGCCUGUGGCGGAGGUGCUGUCAUCGAGGCCAACAUGGCGGUGGCGAGAGACGCGUGUGGCGUGUGUGGCGGCAACAACUCCACUUGCACUGACUGCCACGGAGACGUCGGUGGCAACGCGGUGUUCGCCUGCGGCAAGUGCGUAGGAGGCAACACAGGCGUACAGCUGAGCAGCGUGCGUAACUGCGCAGGCGCUUGCAUCACGCCAGGCUCGAGCGCUGCGAGCGUCGUGUGCAGCAUGAGUCUCUCCGACGCUGUCAUGUGUGAUGGACAGCGCGGCUCAAAUGCAAGCAUCAAUGCGUGCGGCUACUGCGUGCUGGGCAACACAACUCUCCCCAAGGACCACGGGCUCGACAAGUGCGGCGUCUGUGACGGCACCAACGCCUGCGUCGGCUGUGACGGCGUCCCGCAGUCCCGCAAAGUGACGGAUUUAUGCGGCAAAUGUCGGGCGCCUUCUGAUCCCGCAUUUAACAACUGCACAGCUGUUGGCUCGCUGCAGCCAUCAGUCCUGGACGUGGCCAUGAGCGUCGGUCUGUCCACCAGCAGCUCAGGCCGGACUGUGACACUGCGGGCGCAAGUGGCUGGGCUCAGGAGAACUACACACAGCCUCGUGAACUGCAGCCUAAUCGACGCCAAUGCUAACAAAAUAAUGGCAAGUAACACAAUCUUCCGCGAUGACGUGCUCGUCCUUGGCUUUGGCACCUUACGAGAGGGAUCCUGGAACCUGGAGUGUAACUUUGCAACUAGGCAGCCAACAUCGACGCCUGUACAGAAUGGUUCUCAGUUACCAACACCUUCUCCUGGCACACGUACUGGUCCACCUGGCAACGGUCCUCCUCCUUCUGGCAACGGUCCCCCUCCCCCUGGCAACGGUCCCCCUCCUCCUGGCAACGGUCCCCCUCCCCCUGGCAACGGUCCCCCUCCUCCUGGCAACGGUCCUCCUCCCCCUGGCAACAGCCCUCCCCCUGGCAACAGCCCUCCCCCUGGCAACGGUCCUCCUCCAAGUACUGGAGCGCCUCCAGCAGGAAGUACUCCAUUGCCGACAACUAGCGGCGCUCUCGCAACUCCCACCCAAGGAAGCUCCAACUCUGCGGCCGGAAUGGUUGGCGUUGUGACGAUCACGGUGCGCUCGAACUCAUCGAUCACGGUUGCCGACUCAACCAAAGCAAAGAUCAGCAUUGAAUCGAACAGCCGCAUAGAGAACAAGACUCCCAUCCCGGUUACCGUUAAAAUAGAGAGUGAAAAGUUGUCUGAAGAGUCACGCUGCGUACUGGUGUACGGAGCGCCGUUGCCGCAGCUGGUGAUGGGUCUGGAGACGACGAGCGUGGACACGGCCAGCAACAGGAUGACUUGCAUUGUACCCACCAACGCACCUGUCGGGACUGCCUCCAUCGGGGCCUUGCUCAUACCCGGCGUGCUCCGUUUUGUUCGAGACGGGUCAGUGAAGCUACAGUAUGCGACUCUGGAAAUUGUUGGUCCCGCACCCAACGCCUCAAACGCCACUCUGUCGCCCAGCGGCCGCAGGCUCGAAGUCGUCUUCGACACCAACAUUGCUCUCAAGGGCGACUGCUUGAAGGUCUUCACAGACACUAAUUCCUUUGGCUCCGGCGCGACGUGCAAGGUUCGUGAUGACCGCCUCAUCUACUCGCUCGGAUCGGACGCUACCGUGGCAGCAGGCACGGCGCUCUCCUUCUCGUCGGCGGGCGGCAGCGUCACGCAGUUCACCGUCGGCGAGGCUUCGUUGCCCUCUGCUGCUGGGAAAAUCACAGUCGUUCAGCCUGUGACGAAGGAAAAGUCGCUGGACUUCGAGCUGGUCGGUGAUCAUCAGGCUUGUAACGGCACGCAAGUGAGGAUCCUGGCGAAGCCUGAGCGCUAUUUGCUCUUCAAAGACGAAGCGCGCGUCUUUUGGAACAUCACCUUUGAUACAAAGGGCUCGUCCAUGCUUCAGAAAGACGUGCUUGACACCUGGGACAGCAUCCACAAACUCAGAGAUAAUAUGAAGAAAGAAGUCACGAAUGAGGGGGAGGCCAUCGUUCUGCAAGGAAACAUAUUCAAGCCAGGUCUGGCAUACCUGGUGAUAGCUCAGGCAGAGUCAACGGACGGGUCAGACUCAAGCGAGCCGAAGGGCAUCACAGUGAAGCAGCUGCCAGUGAGCAGUCAGUACCGCGUCACUAUCCAGGGCCCAACGUCCAUCGCACCGGCUUUCCAGUACGGAUACCAGGCCAUCGUCGACGCCUGCAAUAAUGCCGACGACUCCUCCAUUUCAAAGCUCAAGUACUUUUGGACACUUGACGGCGACGCAAGCGUGUUUGCUGACUUCAACGGAGACACCGUCAACUUGCCCAUGAACCUCGUCACGGGCGGACAGACGCAUGUCAUCGGUGUCACUGUCAUGCAGGUGGAUGCGCCUUCGAACAUGGGGCAGGGAGAACUUCUGAUCAAGACUCAGUCUCUAGGCCUCGAAGCUGUGGUAUCAACCACCAGCCUCAGGACAGGCACGGGCAACAUGAUACGUGUGAGCGGCAGCCGUUCCCGCGACCGCGACAACAUGCCAGGAAAUAUGGCCUUUCUGUGGACGUGUGAGACGAUGAAUGGCAGCGGGUGCUUCGUCAGCGGGGCGGCCGGGACGGUGGCGCGUUUAGAGGUGCAGCUCAAGAACGCCACGACGAACAUGAACCUUGUCAUUCCGGCCUCCGUCCUGCAGCCUGGCAUGUAUAAGCUGACACUGACGGUGUCCAAGGACACUCGCACGGCGUCCGCGUCUCUUAACCUCGACUUGCAGCCGGGCACACUGCCCGAGGUCUCCCUGGAAGAAUCUAUAAUCCAGGCCAUUCCGAAUGAAAAGGUGGUAGUGAGGGCCUUCUUCACGGCCGACGCGGACGCCGAGGCGCAGUGGCAGCCAGUCGUGCAGAGAGGAUUCUCGUACAAAGAAAUAAUCAACGCGUCUGUUGGGGCGGGCCCCACCACCUUCGAGGGAGAAUCGAACCGACGUCCGUUUCCUCUGAUAAUCUCGCCCGCGUCGUCCGCCGCCGGGCAGCGUUUCGAGGACGACUCCCGGUACAAGUAUCGCCUGCUGGUGACCAGCGGCCAUGGGGCAGAUGCCAGGGCUGGUUAUGCUGACGUCAUCGUCAGAACUAAUUCCCCUCCUACGGACGGAAGCUUCAAGGUUCAACCGGCUUCGGGUGAAGCUCUCGUGACGCAGUUUGCCCUCCUGGCCGAGUUAUGGACGGACGAUCAGUCGGACUACCCACUGAGCUUCACCUUCGGCUACAGCGUCAGUGGGUUGGGCGGCGGCAAGACGAUCUGGUUGAGCACCGUUCAUGGCGACGCCUUCAGCAUGAAUGUCUCUAUUCCCGUCGUGAAGUCUGGCUCGACUGGCGCGAUGGUGUGGCUGCGUGUCUGCGACUCACUCGGCCUCUGCACCGAGCAAUCGAAACCCGUCACCCUCUCCCUGCCGUCUGCGAUGUCGGCCCAAGUCUUGGGGCAGCUGUCGGCGGACAUCGCCUCGAGCAUGGCGUCGGACGACUCGGUGGAGGCGGCGCUUCAGCAGGCGGCUGGUGUCAUGGCCACCCUCAACGCUCUGGGCGACACAGACAACCUCGACCUCGUCAGGCUCCUCGUCGAGAACCAAGCCAAGAAAAAGAUCAGUGACAUAGAAGGACGGCUUGACGGCAAUGCGGGGGCACAGGCAGCUGCGUUUGGUUUGCUGAGCGGCUCGCUGUCCCUCAUGAACGAAGUGGACUUGUCGCUGGAGCUGAUGCUGCAGCUGCAGAGCCUCAACACCAAACUCCUGAGCGUGAUCAGCGGCAAGCCUGCGCAGGACUUCUCCAGCGACCAGCAAAUGUACGACCGCAUAAGCUCAGCGUCGUCGGGGUCGGGCGCCCCCAUCUACUACCCCAAGACUGACGAGGACCUCGACGCGCUGAGGAACGGCGGCGCGCCCUCCGGCCGCAAGAAGCGAUCCACCGACGCUGCGGCGUCGCCGGCAUACUCGCCUAUGACGGAUGCACAAGUACGAACGAGCAUCAAAAUAACCGAGGCCAUAAUCUUCGCAACAAAUGCGACUGACGGCACCACAAGCACAGCGAUGGACAGCUUGAUCAGCAACAUGCAGACGUACGCGGCGGGUCUGUGUCUGUCACAGACAGUAGUAGGCCAGACGCAGACCGUGGCUGAGAAGCUCGUGGGCUUGAGCGUGAGCAGGAGUACGCUGGUGGACGAGGUUGACCACCGCUACCCUCUUGUUAAAGACUUGAACAAUACCAGGAGCUUCAUCACCGACCCUAAUUAUGUGGUAUGGGGCCCUGUAGUGCAGCAGUUCCAGGAAUGGAAGUGUGGGCAGAAGGACCCGACGACAGGCAACGAUGUCAGUUGCUACGGGGCGUGCCUGGUGCACAUGCAAUUCCAGUACAACAUCACCGCCCCCAGCAUGAGUGACUGGGCUAGGGUCGGGCGUGGCUUGCAAAUAAGAGGCGAGAUGGUUCGCACGGCGUUACUGAACCCUGUCACCGGGGCGGAGGUGAACGCUUCGGCAACCACCACACCGUCGGAGUAUUCCAUCAAGCUCAACAACACCAGCAUCAGUAACGACAGGGACUUCAAGUGUCUAUUUUGGCGCGACUCGAUGUGGAAUAGGACGGAAUGCAACACAACGAGCAUCAUCUCCGACCAAGGCGUGGCGUAUCUCGGGUGCCGUUGUCCCGUACCUGGAUACGUGGGAUCCUUCUCGGUGCCGAAGCCCUCCAACGUCUCCUGGAACGCUACGAGCAUCGGGCGCAAAUUCAAGCGUGUAAAGUUCAUUAUAAAAGAGAACUACACGGCGGUAGUGGGCGAAAAGAAGAAAGAGUUCGAAGCAGCCCUCACCAUCCAAACUGCUGCCAGACUCAAGGUCUCGCCUGACCAAAUUGUCAACCUCACCGUCAGUAAAGGAAGCAUCGUGGUGGAUUUCCUACUGAUGCAAGAGACAGGAUCGUUGCGUGCCGCCAGUAUGGAGGACGUCGAUAUCCUGUUCGGCCAGCUCCAGGAUCUCAUCAACUCGGGGCAACUGUCCUUUAAUUUCACCUCGCAGGCGCUCACUGUGCUGCCUCAGAGCCUGGACGGCUCCGGCCCUCCGGCCAUCAGUCUAGCAGAGCAGAACAGAACACCCAUCAUCAUAGCGGGUGUGGUGGGAGGAAUCAUGGUCAUCGGCAUCGUGGUGCUCGGCUGCGCCAUCUACAGGAAGAACAAGAACAACAUGGAUAAAGUCAGCGCGCUGCAGUCGACACCAGUCGGGAACUUGCCGCCAUCGUACCGCUCCAUCCACUUCGAGCAAUCGCUCGACGGCUCCGGCGCUGCGCUCGCCAAGCGCAACCCUCACUACGCAGACCUGGACACCAGCGGGGCGUACACAGGUGAUGGCUUGUACAUCGAGCACCACGGCAAGAGCAGCGCCUCCAGCAUGCGCUCCAGCGGCCUAGGCUCGUCUGUAGGGUCGGGAGGCCUCGGCGUCAUUGAUGAUGACGAGGCCCCGGUACCGGCGCCCUUCAGGUACAAGAGCCCCACGGCGUCUGAGCUGGACCGCUCCGGGCCCAUCCCACCACACAUCCUCGAGCAGAUGAAGGAGGAUGAAGAGAAACUCCCGAAGCCUGGCAACGACUUGCCGUAGAUUUCGUGGAUUCCUCCCCAACAUACCACGACGCCGGAUGCUCUGUGAUCAGUUAUAGUCGUUCAAAUCAUCCUUAUGCAUUUGUCUUUAUUAAUUAGUUUGACACAACUGGUUUCAAUAGUUAGUUUCCUGUCGUAGAAUAUUAUCUAGCGUGAUUCUCCAGAACGUUCUAACCUAAAAGUUAUCAAGUCAUAAUCUCUUUGAUUUUUACACUCAAUGCAUCGUUUGAAAGUUUGCGUACUUUUACGUAACUUUAUUAAGUUAGUGGGCAAAUUGAACUUCUAUUCGCCUUGAACACAGCGUAUUCUUUACAUAUCGAUGCUGUGCCUUAAAAUACCAGCGUAACGUAGUUAUAAAUGCGGAGUGUUUUCAUUUCGUUUUAUUUUAUAUUAAUGCACAUGUCCCAGCACACCGGCCUUUAUCAUCAGGCAUACAAUGUCGCAAAGCAACUUAUACUCUGCCCAUUGUCCUAACAAGUGUUGCUCCAAGCUAGAACAGAGUUGCAAAUACCAUUUGCAUAGAUUAUGUUAUUUUAACUUCUAAAAAUUAUUUAUACACGAAUGUUCUUUUGAUUAGUAGAUGAUGGGCUUCUAUCUAGUUUGCACAAUCUGAACAUUAGAAGUAUAUCAAAUUUUCUUUUAAAAGAAAUACGAUUGAGUGUGUAUGUACGUUACUAAUUCAUUUUAAGAUGUAUAGUUGCUGGCAGCAUAUAUUGAGCCAUGUAUUCUGAUAAAAUUGUUAAUUUCAUGACAUUCUUUGAGAUUGAAAUUGUUUAAAAUUUUUGUGCACGAUACUUGCGAAUUUUAUGUUUAAUUUUAUCAAUAUUGGCAAAUAAAACUGGAAGAUCUCAA